This is a messenger RNA of Enterobius vermicularis (human pinworm), 1836 nucleotides long. The record is from the annotation of a GenBank genome assembly. NCBI's taxonomy places the organism in Eukaryota, Metazoa, Nematoda, Chromadorea, Rhabditida, Oxyuridae.
AUGAAUAUCAACCGUUUUAGAAAGCAGGAGGAGACCGAUACGAUGACUCGUAUUGCCAUCGUAGAAAAAGAUCGUUGUAAGCCAAAAAAUUGCGGAUUAGCCUGCAAGAAGUCUUGUCCGGUCGUCCGUAUGGGGAAACAGUGCAUCGUUGUUGAGACGCAUUCCAAGAUGGCUGAUAUCUCAGAAGCCUUAUGCAUAGGAUGUGGUAUCUGUGUUAAGAAGUGCCCAUACGACGCUAUUAAAAUUAUUAAUUUGCCCAGUAAUCUUGCGAAAGAUACUACUCAUCGCUACAGUAAAAACUCGUUCAAGCUUCACCGUUUGCCGGUGCCACGCACAGGAGAGGUUCUAGGUUUAGUUGGAACUAAUGGUAUUGGAAAAUCUACAGCCUUGAAAAUCCUUGCAGGCAAAGUAAAACCGAACCUUGGCAAGUACGAGGCGCCACCGGAUUGGCCUACGAUACUUACUUAUUUUCGAGGCUCGGAAUUACAGAAUUACUUUACAAAAAUAUUGGAAGAUAAUCUUAAAGCCAUUGUUAAGCCACAGUACGUCGAUCAGAUAGCCAGGGCUGUAAAAGGGAAAGUCAUUGAUCUCUUAAAGAAGAAGUGUGACCGUGAAAAUCUAGAGGAUGUUCUGCGUGAGUUAGAGUUGGAAUCGGUGAAGGACCGUAUGGUUGACCAGCUAUCAGGUGGUGAAUUACAGCGAUUUGCUAUUGCUAUGUGUCUUGUACAAAAAGCUGAUGUUUACAUGUUUGAUGAACCAUCUAGUUAUUUGGAUGUAAAACAAAGGUUGAAAGCUGCCAAGAUGAUAAGAGAUCUUGUUGACGCGCACAACUACGUCAUUGUUGUUGAGCAUGACUUAGCUAUACUUGAUUAUCUUUCUGACUACGUUUGCUGUCUUUAUGGAGUUCCUGGAGCUUAUGGUGUAGUGACACUUCCUUCAGGAGUUCGUGAAGGUAUUAACAUUUUCUUGGAUGGUUUUAUUCCUACUGAGAACAUGCGGUUUAGAGACUCACAGCUAUCUUUUAAAGUCACUGAUCAGUUAGAUAAGGAAGUAGUGAAACGACUUGCUCAUUAUCAGUAUCCUUCACUAACUAAAACUAUGGAAAAUUUCCAUCUAACCGUAGAAGGAGGGGAAUUCACAGAUUCCGAAAUAAUCGUUUUACUGGGUGAAAAUGGAACGGGAAAGACUACUUUAAUUAGGAUAUUAGCUGGAAUAUUAAAAGUGGACGAUGAAACGUUGGAGAUGCCGAGGCUGAAUAUCUCAUACAAGCCUCAAAAAAUUAGUCCAAAAUCAACAACUACUGUUCGGUACAUGUUGCAUGAGAAAAUCCCUGACAUGUACCAGCAUCCGCAAUUCAAAACCGACGUUAUGAAUCCCCUUAUGAUAGAAAAUCUUUUUGAUCAGGAGGUCCAAAAUUUGUCUGGAGGAGAGCUGCAACGAGUUGCAUUGGCGUUGUGUCUUGGAAAGGCAGCUGAUGUAUAUCUUAUUGACGAACCAAGUGCAUACUUAGAUGCUGAACAACGUCUGGUUGCUGCAAAAGUUAUUAAGAGGUUUAUACUGCACGCAAAAAAGACUGCAUUUAUUGUGGAGCAUGACUUUAUUAUGGCAACAUAUCUUGCUGAUCGUGUUAUUAAUUUUGAAGGUACUCCCUCAGUUGCUGCAGCAGCGUCCAAACCACAAUCUCUCGUUGUCGGAAUGAAUAGGUUUUUAAAACAAGUUGACGUCACCUACAGGCGGGACAAAGAUAACUAUCGUCCUCGUAUUAAUAAAAAGGAUUCUGUGAAAGAUAUGGAGCAAAAGAGAAGUGGGAAUUUCUUCUUUUUGGAUGCGGAUUAA